AUGCCGACAUCACAAUCACCUGAAGCCGUGAACGAGAAGCUCUCGACGGCCGCAGCCUGCAAUGACUCCGACGGGGAUACGCUCGACUCAGACAACUAUGAAUGUGGACGUGAAGAGCUUCGGAGUUCGAAUCCGCAGGGUAUGACCUCGUCGCAGCAGGGUGUCGAUGUCGAAAAGGCAGAACAGGACUUUUCGGAACUUAGCCGCCAGUUCUCCAGCAUCUCUCAUCAAGCCCGUCAUAUUUCUAAGCAAGCUUCGCGAGCUUCCAAAACGGGUAUCACGAACGAGGAUGUUGAGAAGUCCGCGAGCUCUGCUGAUUCGGAGGAACAAUGGGAUCUGGAGACUGCUCUGCGGGGCAACCGAGCGGCCGAGGUUGAGGCUGGGAUCAGAGACAAGCACAUAGGCGUGUACUACAAAGACAAGAAAUGA
Messenger RNA from Penicillium lagena, 429 nucleotides. RefSeq lists its product as uncharacterized. Lineage: Eukaryota; Fungi; Ascomycota; Eurotiomycetes; Eurotiales; Aspergillaceae. The record is from RefSeq and is a predicted model, not a curated record. The transcript has a single exon. Bases 1 to 429 code for a protein of 142 amino acids.